Molecule: messenger RNA, 776 nt
Organism: Telopea speciosissima
Lineage: Eukaryota; Viridiplantae; Streptophyta; Magnoliopsida; Proteales; Proteaceae
Product: transcription factor MYB14-like
Exons: 3
Coding region: 57-776 (239 amino acids)
Source: RefSeq, a predicted model, not a curated record
UCGAGACUUUCAGUACUGGUUUCAGUGUUCAAAUCAGUUCUUCCCACAUUCCGGAAAUGGUGAGAACUCCCUGUUGUGAUAAAAGUGGACUAAAGAAAGGAGCAUGGACUCCUGAAGAAGAUAAGAAGUUAGUAGCUUACAUUACCAGAUAUGGCCAUUGGAAUUGGCGUGAGCUUCCCAAGUACGCCGGUCUAUCAAGAUGUGGAAAGAGUUGCAGACUUCGAUGGAUGAAUUACCUGCGACCGAAUAUCAAAAUUGGGAAUUUCAGCAGAGAAGAAGAGGAAAUCAUCAUCAACAUGCAUCAAGCUCUAGGGAACAAAUGGGCAACAAUGGCAACAAAAUUACCAGGUAGGACAGACAAUGACAUCAAGAACCACUGGCACAGCAAACUCAGAAAACUCUUGAAACAAAAGUUGAAGUUAUCAGAAUCAAAACCAGACAACUCAUCUGAUGAAUGCAAAGCUAACAGUAAACAAGAAUUAGAGCUCCCCAGUGCUCUCUCACUCCAAACUUUGGAAAGCUCACCACCAUUGUUCUCCUCAAGCACUGAUUCUAUAUUUGGAACUAGUACUGUUUCACCAGAGAAAUUUGCAGAACUCAAUAUUGGGGGUUUCUGGACAGAACCAUAUGUGGCAGGGAGCUCUUAUAUCCAAGAGAAUUUUCAGCAAACUUGGGUUGAUCCAGGAAUUCAAUUCCCUCUUUAUCCCUUGUUGCUUGAAGACUACUUCUGUACUUACGGAUCGUACGAAGACAAUUACAUGGAAUGGUUCAACUAA